AUGAGUUUGCUACUUGGCUUUAUUUUUCAAGUCUGUUUUAAAGAUCGUAUCCCCAGCCCCAAGUUGGGAGGGCUCUGUCCUUUAGUGCCAUGUUGUUUGAGAUAUGCAAAGGUCAAACCUCAGUCCAUGUCCCUAUCUAGUACCCACAGGUCCCAGCAAACCAAGAUCCCAGAACAUCAGCUAACAGAUGAGUCAUCUCCCACUAGUGGAUCUGAAGAGAGUGAGGAAGACACCAAAGACAAGGAGAAGGCCAUAGACUGUGUCUCAUCCCAAAGAGAAAUUGGCCCAAUCCCAGAAGAAAAUAGCUCAGCUGAUUAA
This is a messenger RNA of Rangifer tarandus platyrhynchus (Svalbard reindeer), 318 nucleotides long. The record is from the annotation of a GenBank genome assembly. NCBI's taxonomy places the organism in Eukaryota, Metazoa, Chordata, Mammalia, Artiodactyla, Cervidae.